This is a messenger RNA of Penicillium nucicola, 1542 nucleotides long. RefSeq names its product cytochrome P450. The record is from RefSeq and is a predicted model, not a curated record. Bases 1 to 1542 code for a protein of 513 amino acids. The transcript is spliced from 3 exons. Gene Ontology annotation, molecular function: monooxygenase activity; oxidoreductase activity, acting on paired donors, with incorporation or reduction of molecular oxygen; heme binding. NCBI's taxonomy places the organism in Eukaryota, Fungi, Ascomycota, Eurotiomycetes, Eurotiales, Aspergillaceae.
AUGUCGCUUCUGUCCGCAGCCGCCGCUACCUUCUUAGCAGGCUUGGUGCUGUACUCUCUGUGUGGUGGUCUAUUCUUCGGUGCUCUUGCUCGAAUUCCAGGCCCCAAAGCGUUUGCUUUGACACAGUUGAGAUUGAUGUACGAAGACUACCAAGGCACGCGCACUCGCAAGAUUAAUGCCCUUCAUCACAAAUAUGGAGCCGCUGUUCGUGUCGGGCCAAACGAGGUAGUCUUCAAUAGUCUAUCAGCACUGCGUACAAUUUAUGGAGCUGGAAGUGGGUUUGAGCGAACCAGCUUCUAUCAAAUGUUCAAUGUAUAUGGACGUCAAAAUAUGUUCUCUUUCCACACAGUCAAGGAGCAUGGCGAACGUAAGAAGCUUUUUGCGCAUGCCUACGCCAAAUCUGCGAUGCUUAGAGGUCCCACUGCUGCAUUGGUCGAGAACAAGGUGAAGCUGUUUUUGGAACUCCUCCAACGAGAAACACAGACAAGCGAGAUAUUUUCGACUCUCCAUUUCUUCUCAUUGGAUACCAUCACAGAGUUCCUCUACGGCAAGUUUGGCAAGACUUCGUGCUUGGAAGGAAAGGCAAAAGACCGCGAACUUCUUGACGAUGUCAUCGAUAUCGCUCGUCGUAAGCUGUCAUGGUUUGCAGUCCAUUUUCCGGCGUUCACGGACUGGCUUUAUUCAAGAACUGGCAUCAUGGGCUAUAUCGCAAAAAUGUUUUACCCGAUGCAGGAGCCUACCACCUACACUGGCAUCCGGCUGCAUGCGAUGAAAGCCUGUCUGGCCUAUUCCCAGGCCUCUCCGCAGGAGAAGGAAGACCAAUCGCCCUUGAUUGCCAAAAUGUGGAAACACCAUCGGUCCGAGAAAGAAAGCGGCAUUGACGAUAUUGAAAUUGCGGCAGAAUGUGCUGAUCAUCUUCUUGCUGGCGUUGACACAACCAGCGAUACCUUGAUGUUCCUUAUUUGGUCUCUGUCUCGACCGGAGCAUAAGAAAUUCCAAGAAAAGCUCAUCGAGGAAGUUCAAAAGCUUCCCGAGGAGGAUCUCAACAGCGAAGGAAUUCCAACCACAAAGGCCAGCGCCAAUUUGGUAUAUGUUGAUGCAGUCAUCACAGAAACACUUCGGCUGUACGCUCCUUUGCCAGGAUCGGAGCCACGAUCGCUUCCCGUGUCAACGACGAUUGAUGGGUAUGCUAUUCCAGCAAGGACGCAUGUCUCCAUGUCUCCAUACUGUCUGCAUCGCAACGCAGAGGUUUUCAAAGACCCGCUGAAGUUCAACCCGGAUCGCUGGCUUGAUGCUUCACUAGAGAUGAAGAGGUGGUUCUGGGCUUUCUCCAGUGGAGGGAAAAUGUGUAUUGGGAUGCAUCUUGCAAUGGCAGAAAUGACUACGCUUGUCGCUGCUAUCUACCGCACAUAUACAACUACUACCAAAGAUGAUUUUGAUGUGAUCUCACCCGGUAUCACGAGUCGCUAUGAGGUUUUCUAUGAUGAAACCUGUCGUGGAAUGCGCGAACAUAAAUGCUAUGUUGAUUUCGUGCCUCAGUAG